Manacus vitellinus (golden-collared manakin) is the source of this 2266-nucleotide messenger RNA. It is a transcript of the gene DRG2, whose product is annotated as developmentally regulated GTP binding protein 2. The record is from RefSeq and is a predicted model, not a curated record. Bases 1 to 1035 code for a protein of 344 amino acids. NCBI's taxonomy places the organism in Eukaryota, Metazoa, Chordata, Aves, Passeriformes, Pipridae. Gene Ontology annotation, molecular function: GTPase activity; GTP binding. Gene Ontology annotation, biological process: cytoplasmic translation. Gene Ontology annotation, cellular component: cytoplasm. The transcript has 13 exons.
AUGUCCACUGAGUACCACCUGGGGCUGCUGAAGGCAAAGCUUGCCAAGUACAGAGCUCAGCUGCUGGAACCCUCCAAGUCCCCGGCGGCCAAGGGCGAGGGCUUCGAUGUGAUGAAAUCAGGAGAUGCCCGCGUGGCACUGAUCGGGUUUCCUUCCGUGGGCAAGUCCACGUUUUUGAGUUUAAUGACCUCAACCGCCAGCGAAGCCGCGUCGUACGAGUUCACCACACUGACCUGCAUCCCAGGAGUCAUAGAGUACAAAGGAGCCAAUAUUCAGCUGCUGGAUCUGCCUGGAAUCAUUGAAGGAGCAGCACAAGGGAAGGGCAGAGGUCGGCAGGUGAUCGCUGUUGCCAGGACAGCAGAUGUUGUUAUCAUGAUGCUGGAUGCCACCAAGGGGGAGGUGCAGAGGGCCCUGCUGGAGAAAGAACUGGAAUCUGUAGGAAUCCGGCUGAACAAAAGCAAACCAAAUAUCUACUUCAAGCCCAAGAAGGGUGGAGGCAUCUCCUUCAACUCCACUGUCACGUUGACUCAGUGCUCCGAGAAGCUGGUGCAGCUCAUCCUCCAUGAAUACAAAAUCUUCAAUGCUGAGGUCCUGUUCAGAGAGGAUUGUUCCCCUGAUGAGUUCAUUGAUGUGAUUGUAGGCAACAGGGUCUACAUGCCUUGCCUCUAUGUUUAUAACAAGAUUGACCAGAUAUCCAUGGAGGAAGUGGAUCGUCUUGCUCGGAGGCCCCACAGUGUUGUCAUCAGCUGUGGCAUGAAACUGAACCUGGAUUACUUGCUGGAAAAGCUCUGGGAAUACCUGGCACUUACCUGCAUCUAUACCAAGAAACGAGGACAGAGACCAGACUUUACAGAUGCCAUUAUUCUACGGAAAGGGGCCUCUGUGGAGCAUGUGUGCCAUCGGAUUCACAGAUCAUUAGCCAGCCAGUUCAAAUAUGCUUUGGUGUGGGGGACAAGCACAAAGUACAGCCCUCAAAGAGUGGGCUUAACCCAUAUGAUGGAGCAUGAGGAUGUCAUUCAGAUCGUGAAGAAAUAACUCUGCUGGUGCCUGGCCUUGUCUUUAAUCACUGCAAUUGGAACUGACAUAGAAACAAAACAAAACACACACACACAAAAAAAAGAAAAAAUAAAGAAAAAGGAAAAGGGAGACGUGUUCCACAGCCAAGAAAGCUUCUGUGAAGCUCCUUCUCUUGGAAGAAGGCAGAAAACAAGGCUACUGUGCUUGCAGGUGGGGAUGGGGAAGAUGGGUUUCCAUCUCACAGUGUUUCAGGCCAAGUAAUGUUCCUUAAAAAUUAAAAGGGAGCCAAUUCUUCUAGGACACAGUUCCCACAUCCAGCAGUGUCCUUCCUCUUGUAGGGUUUGCACAGGGAUCCACGUGCUCACCUCCCUAGGAAAGUGUUUGGGUUGGUGUCAACCAAUCUGGCCCUGUGCUUUGGGCUGAGAGAACAUUGCUGAUGCUUUGCUGCUCAUCCAUUCACUUAAUUUAAGCAUUGAUCUGAAACAGAAUCAAAGUUCCCCCUCCCCUGCUCCUUGGACACAUCUGCAGCCGAGACAGCCCCAAUUUAUAACGGUCCCACCUCAAUUAACAUUAAGACCUGGCACUCUGUGCCUCUCUUAGCCCUGCAGUGGGGUUUGUAGGACAUCCUGGUCCAACUGGUACUGAGAGAUGAGAAAUUAAACUGUUAAUGAACGAUUAUCUUGGCCAAACUGCAGCAGGGUACGAUCCAAGAGCCACAGUCUGCAGUGAGGAUUCACUUCUGGCAUAUCACUCAUCAAGGAGCUGCCCUGGGAGCUUCCUCCUCUGUUGGGCAGGAGUUGUCCUGCCUGUUAAUCCCCAAGCUGGAGUUCUUCUUAACCAUGCCCCUGAAUUCCAGUCACAGCUCUUUGGAGCUCAAGGUACCAUCCCAUGCCAUGGGGUUUUACGCCAGCCCUGUUAAACACUGUUGCUUGUCUGGAUAUUGUUCAUCAGAAGUCUGGAAUUUUUCUAAUCAUGCUUUUCCAUUGAAUACCGUUGCUAAAUAAUUCAGAGUGCCUGAUAGAGGACAGCUCUUGCCUUCAGGGAUCAAGAGCUGCCAAUAGCUUUUAUUUUCUUUCGUUGGAAAAGGGUUCGGUCUGAUGUGGAUGAGCAACUGUGAGGACAGGUGUGACACCUGUCUCAUCAGGGCUCCUCCCUCCUCCCUGCUCCUCCCCACCCCUCACAACCUGAUGGAGCAGAAAUGGAAGGAUUAUUUUAUUUGAGAAAAUAAAAAGUUGCUAUUUCAUGUGAA